GGCCGGGAGGAAAUGGGGGGGCUGCGGUUCCGGGAGACCCUGUCCUUACCGCGGCUGCAGAGGCGGGGUUCCCCCAGGUGGCGGAGACGGGGCGGGGCUCCCCCAGGUGGCGGGGGCGGGGCGCCGCGCCCAGGCAGGGACAGGGGCGGGACCCCGCCUCCCGUGCUCUCUCGGCUGCCCGCGCUCAACGCACCGGACGCUCCUCCGCUCCUGCGGUGGUCACCAGGCUAUGGGUCUGGGGCCUACCCCGACCCUCCGGGAGGCCGCCCCGUCUGCGGCGUGACGGGCGGCCCAGAUGGUCACCAUGGGCCAGUGUUACUACAAUGAGACCAUCGGCUUCUUCUACAACAACAGUGGCAAGGAGCUCAGCUCCCACUGGCGGCCCAAGGAUGUGGUUGUGGUGGCCCUGGGGCUGACUGUCAGCGUGCUGGUGCUGCUGACCAACUUGCUGGUCAUCGCAGCCAUCGCCUCCAACCGCCGCUUCCACCAGCCCAUUUACUACCUGCUCGGCAACCUGGCCGCAGCCGACCUCUUUGCUGGCGUGGCCUACCUCUUCCUCAUGUUCCACACGGGCCCUCGCACCGCCCGGCUCUCGCUGGAGGGCUGGUUCGUGCGGCAAGGCCUGCUGGACACGAGCCUGACCGCCUCGGUGGCCACCCUGCUAGCCAUCGCCGUGGAGCGGCACCGCAGCGUGAUGGCCGUGCAGCUGCACAGUCGCCUGCCCCGCGGCCGUGUCGUCCUGCUCAUCGUGGGGGUGUGGGUGGCCGCGCUGGGCCUGGGGCUGCUGCCCGCCCACUCGUGGCACUGCCUCUGUGCCCUGGACCGCUGCUCACGCAUGGCCCCCCUGCUCAGCCGCUCCUACCUGGCCGUCUGGGCCCUGUCCAGCCUGCUUGUCUUCCUGCUCAUGGUGGCUGUCUACACCCGCAUUUUCUUCUAUGUGAGGCGGAGGGUGCAGCGCAUGGCGGAGCACGUCAGCUGCCACCCCCGCUACCGAGAGACCACACUCAGCCUGGUCAAGACCGUUGUCAUUAUCCUGGGGGCGUUCGUGGUCUGCUGGACGCCAGGCCAGGUGGUGCUGCUCCUGGACGGUCUGGGCUGCAAGUCCUGCAACGUUCUGGCCGUGGAGAAGUAUUUCCUACUCUUGGCUGAGGCCAACUCACUGGUCAAUGCCGUGGUGUACUCAUGCCGAGAUGCUGAGAUGCGCCGCACCUUCCGCCGCCUCCUCUGCGGUCUGUGCCUUCGCCGGUCCACCCACGAGUCUGCCCGCUACGCACCCUCCACCCGAACAGGUCCCAGCACUCGCAUCAUGCUUCCAGAGAAUGGCCACCCCCUGAUGGACUCCACCCUUUAGCAGAUGCACCGGGCUCUACCUAAGCUGCAGGACAGACCCUCAGUCCGCCGUGGCAUGACGCCCCUGCCAGCCUUCCCCAGGCCCACAGCUCUGCCUGCCUCCGGGGCCCGGGGGUGUGGGGUCAUCUCUAAAUGCCCAGGAGAGAGUCCGAGGGGGUUCAGGAAUCUGCUCUUCAAUCAUCUCAGGUUGUGGAGUUUUUUAACUGACACUUUUUAACUGCACAUCCCUGGUAUACCCUGUGGACCACUUCUUUGUCUGUGGUGGUGUGGGUGUUAAAGAUGGGGGAGAUGAGGGCUCUCUCAGGCCACUCUGCCCAGUGCGACAGGGUGACAAGGAUGGCCCAUGGAUGCACCAUCUGCCCGAAGCUGAUUCUUUAGGGGCACAGACUGAGGGGUGCUGCGCAUGAGCUGGGAAAAGGUUUUUGGCCCCUUGCAGCCUCUGGGGUCUUGCCUGUCCCAAUUAGAAUUGAGGAGGGUUUGUGGGGAGAGCAUGAUAUAAGGAGUAAACCUUUCUUUCCACUGAGGUCUCCAGAGCAUUUUCUGUCAUCAGCUCAGAUAGUCCGUCUGUCCCUGUGUUCCAGAAUUGUCCGCCUCAGCUCGGGCUAGGCUGGGAUCUCCUCAGCCCUGUUCUCUUUCCUCUUGAGCUCUGCACAGCUAUUAUUCCAUCUCUCUCUCUCUCUUUAAAUCCUAUACACAACAUGGGGCUCGACCUCAUAACCCCGAGAUCAAGAGUGGCAGGCUCUCCUGACAGCCAGCCAGGCGCCCCUCUCCAUCUCUCCUGUUGGAGGUCUUGCAUCCGUUCUGUGUGUUCCCCUGCCUCUAACUCCCCGCCCCCGUCUGUCUCUGUCCUCUGGAGCCCACAGUGGUCUCUGACCUGCAUGAGCCCUCUUUCUCCUGCCUGCCCUUUCGUCUGGGUCCGGGUUAUUAACAGUCAGGCGUGUCCAUCCCAUUGCGCACCCCACCACCUACAUCCAUCCAUACCUACAGGCCGGGGGGAGUGGAGCCCGUGAAGCAGGAUGCAGGAUUUGAGAGCUUCCAUUUCUCAAGCUCCUCGGAUGUGCCUGGCAUGCUGAUAAGCACUGUAGGUGCAUUAUUUAAUCAUUACUUUCACCUUGUGGUGCGGAUGCACACUUUGUGGCUCAGAGAGGUUGCAAUCUGGCCUGUGGUUACACAGCUUCCAAGGGUCACAGAGAUGAAUCAAGGGACUAAAGAGAGGCCCCUGGAGAAAGAGUUUUGGAUCCCCACAAUGUCCCAAGUUGGUCACGACCUCAGCCUGGUUUUCCUCACCUCACCUCACAGCCCCCCAAGUCUUCAGACAUGCCAUGAUGAGCCCCCUCUCAGAUGCUCAUGGAGGCACCCUGCCAGGUACAGUGUAGACCAGAAUCUGGAUUCUCUGCUUCCACUUCACCAGGGAGGAGACAGGGUUAUAGCUCUACUCAAGGUUCACAUGCUAAAUAACAGCUAGAAUGUGGACUCAGGCCUCCCAUUAGAGGCCAAAUUCUUAAGCCACUAAAGUACACAUCGUGGAAGAAUCAAAAACAUCGAAGUCCUUCUACAUUAAAUGGGGCUAGGUUUCCCUUGGAGAAAACUUCCCCUGCCCUAAGACAGCUCUGUGUGGAGGCAAGAAUGAACUGGGUUGCUGGGUACUUCAGGAUCCAAGAUGGACAGCAGGACUUACAGGGCCUGAGGCCAGAAUCUCCAGAGAUGGUGACCCAAGCGAGCCCUGUACACCAUGGGCCUGGGCAUAGGACCAUGAAAGAUGCAGUCCUUACCUCUGUGGAGCUCCAGGCCUACUGGACAGACAAACACUUUGGGUGCCAAAGCCAGUUCCUAUGGGGUGGGGACCCGAAGUCCUCCCAAAAGCAGCUCUGUGUUUCACUUGCUCUUACAUCAGCUUCCCCAGGUUCUAACCCACACUCCUCUGGUCUCCUUUGGCAUCUUGUCCCAUUGGUUUUUCCCUCCCUUGUAGGUCUCUCCGCCCUUCAAGCUUUGGCCCCUAAAGCUUUCAGCCCCAUGCCCCCACCACUGUUCUCUGAAGAACACCAAAAUUACCCACAACUUUUAGGCUUCCUGUGCAGGGCUGAAGUUUUGCGCAGGGCAACAGCUCUCCAUGGGCCCCACACGUUCUAGUACUUCCUCUUACUGGGGCCCAGUGUUGGGUUUCCUUAAUCAGGGAGCUUUCGAAGUGGUUCCUAACACUGGCCCACAUCACUCAUUUCCAUUCGCUGCUGUCUUUUUUUUUGGAGUCCUCCAAUCCAAUCACCCCAGAUGUUUUGAGUUUCCUCUCCAGCAGCAAAGGGAAGAAGAUGGGCCCUGCCCUGAAGGGUUCCCAGAGAGGCUGAGGACUCUUUGUGAGCCUGCAUCUGGAAUCUGCCCUCAAAGCAAACAAGCUCCAGCAGGUCCCAAUGACUUUGGAGAAGUGAUUCACGUCCAGUCCGUUCCUUUUCUC
Messenger RNA from Mirounga angustirostris (Northern elephant seal), 3799 nucleotides. RefSeq names its product lysophosphatidic acid receptor 2 (gene LPAR2). The record is from RefSeq and is a predicted model, not a curated record. Lineage: Eukaryota; Metazoa; Chordata; Mammalia; Carnivora; Phocidae. The transcript is spliced from 3 exons. Gene Ontology annotation, biological process: regulation of metabolic process; adenylate cyclase-activating G protein-coupled receptor signaling pathway. Gene Ontology annotation, cellular component: plasma membrane; cytoplasm. Bases 296 to 1351 code for a protein of 351 amino acids. Gene Ontology annotation, molecular function: lysophosphatidic acid receptor activity.